AUGGAGGCCAACAAGCAUGCUGUCCCCCAGACGACAGUCCAUGUGUCUGGCGGCAACCAUGACCAGCACACUCACAGCGCUGCUGACCAGGCCGUGAUUGCCACCGCCAUUCAUGAGAUUGAGGCCAAGAAGGUGCACUGGUACUCCUACUUGACCACGGUCGAUUUCUGGGUCGUCGUUAUCAUCGGCCAGGUCCUUGCGCUCUGCAUCACAGCCACCAACACGUUCACGUCGCUGCUGCGUAUGGAAAACUGGGCCAUCCCCUCGCUGCAGAGCAUCUUCAACUAUACCUUGCUGGCUCUCAUCUAUGUGCCAAUCACUUUCUUCAAGCAUGGCCCAAAGAAGUACGGCAAGGUGGUCCUGCGCGAUGGCUGGAAAUACUUCAUCCUGAGUUUCUUGGACGUGCUCGGAAACUACUUCACGGUGCUUGCGUACAACUAUACCAACCAACUGUCAGCACAGCUCCUCAACUUCUGGUCCAUUGUUUGUGUCGUCAUCAUCUCCUUCGUAUUGCUCAAAGUGCGAUACAAGAUCUUCCAGAUCGCAGGUAUCUUGAUUGCCUGUGGAGGCAUGGGCCUCCUGCUUGGGAGCGACCACAUUCAGGGCACCAAUGGAGGUCCCGGCGUGGACCUUUUGAAGGGUGAUCUCUUCGCCCUUCUCGGCGCGACCCUAUAUGGUAUCUCGAACGUCUUUGAGGAGUGGUUCGUGAGCAAGCGGCCCAUGUACGAGGUCCUCUCCUUCCUAGGCUUCUUCGGUGUUAUCAUUAACGGUGUGAUCGCCGGCGUCUUUGACCGGGCGAGCUUUGAGGCUUCGACCUGGGAUGGCAAUAUUGCCGGUUACCUUGUUGGAUACACCUUGGCCUUGUCCAUCUUCUACUCGUUGGCUCCUCUCAUUCUUCGCAUGGGUUCCGCUGCGUUCUUUGACAUCUCCCUGCUGACCGCCAACUUCUGGGGAACCAUCAUCGGUAUUCACGUCUUUGGGUACACGAUUUACUAUCUGUACCCGAUCGCUUUCGUGCUUAUCAUCAUCGGACUGGUCGUUUACUUCCUGGCUGGCAGCAUGCUUGGCGACUCCAAGAAGCCGUGGUUGGGCGACAACCAGGAAGAUGGUGUGGCUGGAUUUGGUACUGCUAAGCUCAAGGCACUGAACAUGGCGAGGAAGCAGGGUCUUGCAGCUUCUGAUGGCGAUAGGAUCUAA
Molecule: messenger RNA, 1197 nt
Organism: Neoarthrinium moseri
Lineage: Eukaryota; Fungi; Ascomycota; Sordariomycetes; Amphisphaeriales; Apiosporaceae
Exons: 1
Coding region: 1-1197 (398 amino acids)
Biological process (GO): transmembrane transport
Cellular component (GO): membrane
Molecular function (GO): transmembrane transporter activity
Source: RefSeq, a predicted model, not a curated record